GAGGGCUAGAGCGGCAGCGGGGCUCAUGGGAUACGGGUGGAGGCGGCGGCGGAAGCCCUCUCCGGAUUUCUGGGCCCGGCUGGCAGCGGCUUGAGCGGAGGGGCUUGGGAGCAGAUUCUGAAAUUUGGGGCGAAGGAACAUGUCUCAGUCAGGUGAAAAAGUAAAGUUUUCCGACUCGGCGGGCUAUGUCGGCUUUGCCAAUCUUCCCAACCAAGUCCACAGGAAGUCGGUCAAGAAAGGUUUUGAGUUCACCCUAAUGGUGGUUGGUGAAUCUGGUUUGGGAAAAUCCACUCUGAUUAACAGUUUGUUCCUGACAGAUCUCUAUCCUGAACGUUACAUUCCUGGAGCCGCAGAAAAAAUAGAGAGAACGGUCCAGAUUGAAGCUUCCACAGUAGAGAUUGAGGAGCGAGGGGUGAAACUACGUCUGACUGUGGUAGACACUCCAGGGUAUGGAGAUGCCAUUAACAGCCAGGACUGUUUCAAGACCAUCAUCCACUACAUCGACAACCAGUUUGAAAGAUACCUUCACGACGAGAGUGGUCUCAAUAGGCGCCACAUCGUAGACAACCGAGUCCACUGCUGUUUCUACUUCAUAUCCCCCUUCGGCCAUGGUCUGAAGCCAUUGGAUGUAGAAUUCAUGAAAGCGCUGCAUGGAAAAGUAAACAUUGUCCCUGUGAUUGCCAAGGCUGAUACUUUGACGCUGAAGGAGAGGGAGAGACUGAAGAGAAGGGUUUUAGAUGAGAUUUCCGAGCAUGGCAUACGGAUUUACCAGUUGCCUGACGCGGAUUCCGACGAGGAUGAGGAAUUCAAAGAACAGACCAGGGUUCUGAAGGCCAGCAUUCCUUUUGCCGUCAUUGGGUCCAACCAGCUUAUUGAAGUGAAAGGAAAAAAGAUCAGAGGCCGCCUGUAUCCCUGGGGCGUGGUGGAAGUUGAAAAUCCGGAGCACAACGACUUCCUGAAGUUACGCACCAUGCUGGUAACACACAUGCAGGACCUGCAAGAAGUUACCCAAGACCUGCACUACGAAAACUUCCGAUCAGAGAGACUAAAGCGUACUGGCCAGCCUGUUGAAGAAGAGGUUGUGGACAAAGAUAGGAUCCUUCAGCAGAAGGAGGCUGAGCUGCGUCGUAUGCAGGAGAUGAUUGCACAGAUGCAGGCCCAGAUGAGGAUGAAACCCGGCGAUGAAUGAGACACCAUUCUGGCCUGUGGACGCAGUUACAUGCUGCUCUUGGAAAGGGGUCCAGGCUUCCUUGGAAACGAUUACACUAGUGAAUUCUGACGGAUCUGGUGCUGGUUGCUACAAGAUGCAGCGGAAAGUCUUGAAGAUCUAAUGAAAAAGGAACCUUCUUCUUCCUCUCCCUUAAGAUAUAUUCAUCCUUAAUCAUGUUGCUCAUAUAUCUUUUCUCAUCCUGUUGGUAAUGAUGUCCUCCUGCUUAUAAUGUGGGACCGAUUUUUUUCUUGUUCCUUAUCUGUCUUGUCUCAUUUUUUAAAAAAAUACAAAAGCUGUUAUGCCAUAUACUAUGUGUACUAGCCUUUGAGAGUAGGUUGAGACGUACUUACUGUGUUUCCCAGUUGGGACAACUCUUGUUGUGUUUGUAACUUUUUUACUAAAUGACUUGGUGACCUGUUUACCAUAAAUGGCUGUUCGUCGCACCCCACCAGAGGGGCCAUUUUGUUUAGACUUAGCAAGAUCCCUUGCAUAGCUUGUCGCUAGUUUAUAGCAUUCUUUUCUCAGAUAUAUGUUUUAAAACUGUCUGUCGCUCUGCAUUGACUCUCUGGGGUAGAAUUAUCUCUAGUGCUUUCUUAAAAAUAAAUUUAAAAAAGGUACGGAACCCUAAAGUUACAUCAGUGAGGGAAGAGGAUAUGACAUCCUUUACCCACAGUGCCUUAAAAAUCAUGAAGAUGUCUUACAUGCCAAAAAACCGUUCAUGGAGGCCUCCAAAAAACGACCCGUCUUAGGUUUUCAAGUAUGAAUUAGUAACUGUUUCUAUCGGAGCCAUUUCUGUUCGCUCAGUGGAGAGAACAGGGGUAUGUCGGAACAUUUUGUAUGGAUCAUGACACUAAUUUCCCUUUUGAGUUUUUUUAAUAAACUGAAUAAACAUGAGAUGAAAGCA
Molecule: messenger RNA, 2114 nt
Organism: Hemicordylus capensis (graceful crag lizard)
Lineage: Eukaryota; Metazoa; Chordata; Lepidosauria; Squamata; Cordylidae
Product: septin-2
Exons: 13
Coding region: 140-1189 (349 amino acids)
Biological process (GO): cell division; regulation of exocytosis; cytoskeleton-dependent cytokinesis
Cellular component (GO): septin ring; septin complex; microtubule cytoskeleton
Molecular function (GO): GTP binding; molecular adaptor activity; GTPase activity
Source: RefSeq, a predicted model, not a curated record